Nicotiana tabacum (common tobacco) is the source of this 3242-nucleotide messenger RNA. The record is from RefSeq and is a predicted model, not a curated record. Lineage: Eukaryota; Viridiplantae; Streptophyta; Magnoliopsida; Solanales; Solanaceae.
CAGUCCAUUAAGCUGACUGCGCCUUCCUCCUCUGUUCCCCAGUGCGGCCUCUCUGUUCUCCAUCUCUUCCGGCGAACUUCCCCGGCGAACUUCCCCGGCGAAAAUCAAGUUAUAGGUUCCCAUCUUUGUUUAUACUUUUCUGUCAGUACUCUUCAAAACUCUAAUUUCUUCUUCUUCUUCUUCAGUAAUUUCUAUGUUUUUGAAUUUGGUGAUGCUCAGAAGGAUUUGACUUUUUCAUAGUUCCUUUUAAUUUUUUAUUGAAGUUGAUUACUUUCUUGCAUUCUUAUUUGCUUCCUAUAAUGGCUACAAAUUAUUAGAUACAGUACUAGUCUACUACCUCUUGAGUAUGAAAUAAAAAUACAAAAGGCCACAAUGAUGAGAUUUUUUUUAUUGUGUUUUGUAAAUUUUCAGUUCUUGAAAUCGAGGUCUACAAAUUUACCGCAUAUUUCUAAUCAUACAAGCAGCUGAUUUCACUUUCUUACAAUUCCGCCAAGCAUAUCCAAAAUCCAAUUCCUUAUGAGAAAAUUAUGCUUCCUCCAUCAAUUUCUCGCCUUUUCUUGACCACUAAGCCAGCCGAUAAGCCAAAAUUUGUACUCGAGAAGGUCCAUUUUUUUACCACUUGUUCAUCAUCAGCUGGAGAAUUCUUGAGUCAUUUGCUGGAAAGUAAAAAGGGGUCUGGUCUGGAGAAGUCUCUGAACACGGUUAAGACUAAACUAGAUGCUAAAUGUGUUAAUGAAGUAUUAGAGAAAUGCGCCAUUGAUGAUCCUCAUAUGGGUCUCAGAUUCUUCAUUUGGUCUGGACUUCAUCCCAGCUAUAGACACAGCAGUUACAUGUUCAGUAGAGCUUAUAAAUUGCUUGGAUUUGAUCGCGAACCACAAAUUAUUGAAGAUUUCAUUGAGGCUUAUAGGCUGCAGAAUAAAUAUGUUCCAAGUGCUAAGAUGUUUAAGGUUAUAUUGAAUUUGUGUAGAGUGGGAAAAGAUGCUACCUUGGGCUUGUGGGUAUUGAGGAAAAUGAAAGAGUCCAACUGUCGGCCAGACACGACAGUGUAUAAUGUAGUUAUUCGAUUAUUGUGCGAGAAGGGUGAUAUUAAUGAGGCUCUGUUUUUUAUGAGAGAGAUGGAUUCGAGUGAUCUUCAUCCUGAUAUGAUCACAUAUGUUGUGAUGAUUAAGGGGUUGUCUGAGGUGGGUCGGUUGGAAGAAGCUUGUGGAUUAACCAAAGCUAUGAGGGGACAUGGAUGUGUGCCAAAUACGGUGACCUAUUCAGCUCUUCUUGAUGGGAUUUGUAGGUUCGGGAGUUUGGAAAGGGCGCUUGAGUUAUUGAGAGAAAUGGAAAAAGAUGGUGGGCAGUGUAAGCCAAACGUCGUUACUUAUACUACUGUGGUUCAGAAUUUUGUUGAGAAAGGUCAGUCGAUAGAGGCAUUAAGUAUUUUGGACCAAAUGAGGGAUUUUGGUUGUAAACCAAAUAGAGUACUUAUCUGUACUUUGAUUCAGGGUCUUUGCAAAGAUGGGCAUAUGGAGGAAGCUCAUCAAGUCAUCAACAGAGUAGCUGAAUGUGGUAUUCCAUAUGAUUCUUGUUACAGUUUUCUAGUUUUAUCACUGUUUCGGAUUGGAAAACUCAAGGAGGCAGAAAUGUGUUUUAGGAGAAUGUUGGCUGGUGGCCUAAAGCCUGAUGGUUUGACCUCAAGCACAAUAAUGAGAUGGCUUUGUCAGCAGAGAAGGAUACUUGAUGGAUAUCACUUGAUUGACGCGAUUGAGCAGUCUGCAGGCGUAUCUUCUAUAGAUUCUGAUAUUUAUUGUAUACUUAUGGCUGGACUAUGUGAGGAAAAUCAUCUUGUUGAAGCUGCAAAGCUUGCUAGUCUAAUGGUAGGGAAAGGAAUUCAGCUUAAAGGUCCUUGUACUAAGAAUGUAAUUGAAUGUCUAGGACGUUGUGGCAAAGAAGAUUUAGCUUCAAGCAUUGGUAGUAUUAAGUGCUGAUGAAUGAUCAAGAUUGCUUUAAUAUCGUGAUCCUACUUGUGCCUCAGCAUUGUCAACAAAUAGUCACGUCACCGUUGAGAUUGACCCUCAAUUGUAUUCCAUAUUCCACCUAAUUGAAUUCUUUCCAGUUUUGUGCAAAAAAAUAAAAAAAUAAAUAGUUGGGCUUCUAGUCAGUUUGAUUGAUAACUCUUUUCAGAUUUCAACUUACAUCUCAUUUAUUGAUUUUGCACUCUGAUUUGUGUAUUGUCGGCCGACAUUCUUAUCCAGUGUGAGAUGGAAAGAACAGGUGAAGUGUUCCUUUGAAUAUUCAGUUGAGGUAACACUGAUUGGUGUAUUAUUUUAUAGCUAAUAACAUGGAAUAACAAUGCAUGGAUUAAAGCAAAUACUAAAUCUUAUAUCAUGAUUAUUCUAUACAACAACAACAGCAAUUACCCAGUAAAAUUCCACAAAGUAGGGUCUGGGGAGGGUAAUGUGUACGCAGACCUUACCCCUACCCUGAUAGGGCAGAGAGGCUGUUUCCGAUAGACCCUCGGCUCAGAAAAAAGAAAAAGAUAAAGACAAUUCAUUAGUGACUCCAGUAGAAACCAUAAUAGUAACAGAAGCAUAACAACUAAAAGAUAAAUGACAUACAAUAACAGUAACCGGUUACUAAGGCCCGGGGCUAAGAUAAACAGCAGGGAUAGUGUGGAUUCAACAUAAACUGCAAGCUAUCUAAGAUCAACCCUAAUCCAACCCUGCCUCACCCCCGGUAUGAAGUACGCAAAGCUCUACUACCCCCUAACCUGCAACCCUAAUGCUUGACCUCCAAACCUUCCUAUCAAGGGCCAUGUCCUCAGAAAUCUGCAGUCAUACCAUGUCCAUCAUGAUCAUCAUAAAACCGAAUGAGUCCUGAGUGAAGAAAUAUCCGAGACUUCAGACAUACAGUUUUCCAUCAUAGGAAAAGGACAUUCCAAGUUCAACGAGUUUACUCCUUUUCUCUAAGGAAAAGUACCUUGAGAUGCAACAGAGGGUCAAACAGAACAGCACUAUGAUUUGCUGAAUACACCUUUGCAGCUUUGUGUUCUUUUCUGCUAUGAUAUGCAUCUGCACUGAGCACGGAAGCUAUUGCUGGAUCCAGCAAUUCAUGAAGAGUUCACUAGACUGAAGAAUUUGGUUGAGGAGAAGGAUAAGAAAGUGAAGGAGUUGCAUGAUAACAUUGCUGCAGUCAAUUUUACCCCACAAAGCAAAAUGGGGAAGAUGCUAAUGGCUAAAUGUAGGACACUGCAAGAG